ACUGAUCAUUCUUUACACAACUCACCGCAGUAAAUUAAAACCCCAAUCUGAAAAGUAAAAAUGAUAAACAAAAGAGAUAUAUACAAAAUCGAUCCAAUAAUGACAGAGCCACAGAGAAUUUCAACAACCGAUACGACGCCGUUUCUAUCCCCACAGGACCGAGACGGUUACGUUCAUCAAAUCCUCUCUCCAAUCCCCUCUCCCACUCGCCCAAUCCCCUCUUUCUCGAUGUCUUCCUCCUCUCCGUGCCGCUCCGUUUUUCUCGGUAUCGAUGUUGGCACUGGUAGCGCCCGUGCAGGUAAGAGUCUAAGAGGCGCAGUUGAUGGUGACAUUUUUGGUUUGGCAUAGGUCUAUUUGACGAGAGCGGAAAACUCCUAGGUUCUGCUAGUAGCCCGAUUCAAAUCUGGAAGCAAGGCGAUUGUAUUGAGCAAUCUUCUACUGAUAUAUGGCUUGCUGUAUGUUCCGCUGUUAAAUCUGCACGUUCCCUUGCGAAAGUUAAUGCAAAUGAAGUAAAAGGAUUGGGUUUUGCAGCUACUUGUUCCCUCGUUGCUGUCGAUUCCGAUGGUGAACCUGUAACAGUUUCCUGGAGUGGUGAUGCAAGAAGAAAUGUUAUCGUAUGGAUGGAUCAUAGAGCUGUGAACCAAGCUGAGAGGAUUAAUUCCUCUAAUUCACCAGUACUACAGUACUCUGGUGGAGCUGUUUCCCCUGAAAUGCAGCCUCCAAAGCUUCUAUGGGUGAAAGAAAAUCUUCAAGAAUCUUGGUCAAUGGUGUUUAGGUGGAUGGACUUGAGUGAUUGGCUGUCUUACAGAGCAACAGGAGAUGAUACUAGGAGUCUGUGCACCACUGUUUGCAAAUGGACAUAUCUUGGUCAUGCACACAUGGAAGUCAACAAAAAAGAUCUCCGAAAUAUGGAAGCUUGUGGAUGGGAUGAUGAGUUCUGGGAAGAGAUUGGCUUAGGUGAUCUUAUGGAAGCACAUCAUGCCAAAAUAGGAAGAAGUGUGGCUUUCCCUGGUCAUGCUCUAGGCAGCGGUCUCACAGUUGAUGCUGCGAAUGAACUGGAUCUGUUGGCUGGAACACCAGUGGGAACUUCUCUGAUUGAUGCUCACGCUGGUGGUGUUGGUGUUAUGGAAAGUGUGCCUGAAGCAGACUCGAAGUCUGAAGAUAUAGAUGCUGAUACUAUAUGCCAGAGGAUGGUUUUAGUAUGUGGAACAUCAACUUGCCACAUGGCUGUGUCGCGAAGCAAGUUGUUUAUCGCAGGGGUCUGGGGACCGUACUGGUCAGCAAUGGUGCCGGAGUACUGGCUAUCGGAAGGUGGUCAGAGUGCCACUGGAGCCUUAUUGGAUCAUAUAAUUGAAAAUCAUGUUGCUUCUCCACACCUUGCUAAUCGCGCAGCUUCUCAGAGUAUUUCACCUUUUCAGCUUCUAAAUAAGAUACUAGAAUCAUUAAUGCAUGAUCGGGGUUCUCCUUUUCUUGCUGCUUUGACCAGCGACUUACAUGUUCUUCCAGACUUUCAUGGUAACAGGUCUCCUGUUGCAGAUCCAAAAGCUAAAGGAAUGAUAUGUGGAUUAACUCUUGAUUCAAGUGAAAAACAUUUGGCACUUCUAUAUCUUGCAACAGUACAGGGUAUUGCAUAUGGUACACGCCAUAUUGUUGAGCAUUGCAAUGCUCAAGGACACAAAAUUAAUGUGUUACUUGCUUGUGGUGGACUUUCAAAGAAUACCUUGUACAUUCAAGAACAUGCAGAUAUCAUUGGUUACCCUAUCAUUCUUCCACGAGAAAGCGAGUCCGUUCUGUUGGGUGCUGCAAUUCUUGGUUCUGUAGCGGCAAAGAAAUAUUCCAGUCUAAGUGAGGCCAUGAAGGCCUUAAAUGCAGCUGGUCAGGUCAUUCAUCCAUCUACGGACCCAAGAGUGAAGAAGUACCAUGAUGGUAAAUACAGAAUUUACCGUGAACUUUAUCAGCAGCAACUGUCACACCGAGCUAUUAUGGCCGAAGCUCUAUCAUAGGGUCAUUGAGGUAUGAAGGAAACCUCGAGUUAGCGUUGCAAGACAAAGAUGCCCUGCCCUUAAUGAUGAGAUAUUGGUGGUGAUUGCUCCUAUAUGUGAACUUUUACUUUCUUCUCCCAGUCACAGAGUGUAUCUGUUGCUAAUGCCUAAUAGCAUCGAAGAUGAUCAGAUUUUUUUUGUUCUUAUAAUUCUUUGAUCUUUUAAAUCAUAUCUAGAGCUGUACAGUAACAUCAUGUAGUAUAUAAUUACGGGAAACCUGAACAGAAAUUACCAGAUAUGUCCAGUGAUAUUGGUAAAUUUUGAUUAUGCGAA
This is a messenger RNA of Daucus carota subsp. sativus, 2315 nucleotides long. RefSeq lists its product as uncharacterized. The coding region runs from base 621 to 2003 and encodes 460 amino acids. The transcript is spliced from 16 exons. The record is from RefSeq and is a predicted model, not a curated record. Gene Ontology annotation, cellular component: cytoplasm. Lineage: Eukaryota; Viridiplantae; Streptophyta; Magnoliopsida; Apiales; Apiaceae. Gene Ontology annotation, biological process: carbohydrate phosphorylation; pentose metabolic process. Gene Ontology annotation, molecular function: D-ribulokinase activity.